AGAUCAUUAUGAUGUGAUCUUCGUAGAUCAAUUAUCGGCCAACAUUCCCUUGUUAAGGUUGACUGGCGCAAAGGUCUUGUUCUACUGCCAUUUCCCGGAUAAGUUAUUAACGCAACGGGAGACGACCCUGAAGAAUAUAUAUCGAGUUCCAAUCGAUUUCAUAGAGGAAGUGACAACUGGGUUGGCAAAUUGCGUGGUUGUAAAUAGCGAAUUUACUGCAAACGUGUUUUGCAAGUCUUUCACCACCAUAAGGAAUCCACCGCAAGUCCUUUAUCCUGGAAUUCAUCUUGAAGCAUAUGAUAAAGAUGUUGAUCACAAGGACGAAUCAGUCAAGAUCCUAGAAACUUCGAAAAAGGUUAUCUUGUCGAUCAACCGGUUUGAAAAAAAGAAAAAUAUCGUUCUUGCCAUACGCGCCUUUACAUGGUUACGAGAUGAUAAAUUGGUGGAUCCGACCGAAUUUGAAAAUAUGAGAUUGAUCAUUGCCGUUCAUUCUGAACUGAACAGGGUAGCAAUGCGAGCAGGACUCAAAACUCAUACCAUUUUGCCAGAUUCAACCAAGGCUCCUUCCGAAUCGGCUCAAGUGAUCUUUGUGUGCUCUUUUAACGAAGCACAAAGGACUUAUUUGUUGUCAAAGGCUUUCUGUCUUUUGUACACUCCGGAAAAUGAACAUUUUGGAAUUACACCUAUUGAAGCUAUGUACUCAAAACUACCGGUGAUUGCAUGUAACAGCGGCGGACCAAGGGAGACCAUUCGCAAUGGGGUAACCGGUAUCCUUUGCGAACCUAAGCCGAUGGCAUUUGCGGAAGCAAUUUCCUCUCUUGUUAAUGGUCACCAUGACCGUUACGAUAUGGGCGAAAACGGAAGAUUUCAUGUACUAAAAACAUUCUCUUCGGAUAUUUUCAUCGAUUCCCUUGAGAACCUUCUCAUUAAGUUGGUUGCAGAGCCAUCAAAAGCUAUACAUAAUCCUUUAAUUUGGCUUUCCACUAUGGAACUUUAUAAGCAAGCUAACGACGCUUUUUUCGAGGAUGACUACGAUGAGGCCUUGGAACUCUACAAUAAGGCCAUCAGCUUGGACGCGACGAAUGUUGAAUAUUUGUUGAAAAGGUCCGCCACCUUUCAAAAAAUCAAGAAAAAUAUGGAUUCUUUGGCUGACGCCGAAAAGGCUUUGAGUCUUGUUGAAGGAAAGGAGGGUCAAGAAGCUAUUGCUGCCAAAGCGUUGCUGAGGAAAGGUAUUGCGCAAUUCGAGCUCAAAGAAUAUCAGGCAGCUAAGACUUCCUUUGAUCAAUCUAAAGAGCUAAAUCCAAAUGAGAAGUCGCUGGCUACGUGGUUGAAAAAAACUGAGGUUCAAUUAGAAAAAAUGGCUCCAAAACCCACGUCUGCAUCUGGCACAAUGUCAAACAAUACAUCAGGUUCGGCAUUCUUAUCUCAAAGUCGCGUCAGGCAUGAAUGGUUUCAGAACGAAAGCUUUAUCAUCAUCAGCAUUUUCAUCAAGAAUGUGAAAAAGGAGACAGUCGACGUUUACAUGGCAGAUCGAUCGGUGUCGGUGACCAUUAAAUUGCCCACAGGAUCCGAUUACUCUUUGGAACUCGAUCCACUUGCGCACGAGAUCGAUCCUAAAGAGAGUAAAUACGAAGUGUUAUCCACUAAAGUUGAGAUCAAGCUUAAAAAAGCUAAUGUGGGAAUUAGGUGGGGUGUUCUGGAAGGCGAAGACUCGCUCGUCGGAUCAAUUGGAUCAACAAACGAUUCAAGUGUGCUUUCUUAUCCAUCGUCCGCGAAACACGCAAAAAACUGGGACAAGCUAGAGAAGGAGAUUAGCGGCGAACAAGAAAAGCCUGAAGGAGAUGCAGCCUUGAACUCUUUGUUCCAACAACUCUAUCGUGAUGCGGAUGAUGAUACGAAGAAGGCAAUGAUGAAAAGUUAUACUGAAAGCAAUGGUACAUGUCUAAGUACAAACUGGGGUGAAGUCAGCAAGGGUAAGGUGGAAACAAAACCGCCCGAGGUGGAGCUAAAAAAUGGUCUGUCCGAUUUGAUCUCAAUGUCAUUUUAUGUUUUGAAAUUUCCGUGGGACUUUUGA
Messenger RNA from Acaulospora morrowiae, 2074 nucleotides. Lineage: Eukaryota; Fungi; Glomeromycota; Glomeromycetes; Diversisporales; Acaulosporaceae. The record is from the annotation of a GenBank genome assembly.